AUGGCGCAGAAGCUCGGAUUGUUGCUUGCGUUGCAGGUGCUGACCGCCUCGGCUGCUGUGACGUCCUACACGUUCGGACAGGAUAUCGACUACCCACCCUAUGCUUCCAAGAACGCGACAAGCGGUGAGCUGACGGGAUUCGCCGUGGAGUUGGUGAAGGCAAUGAACGCUCAUUGCUCAGCUACUUUGAACAUUACCGUCGUGGAGACCCGGUGGUCCGACUGCUGGUCUUCGGCCGGAGGAGGCAGUCUCGGAGCUUUGCUGGACAACGGCACCCUGGAUGCCUGCAUGACCUACACGCACACGCAGGGGAUUCGCAACGACUUCGCGGACUUCUCUAUUGGCAUCCUGGAUGUGAACAAGGCAGCUGGCCUCUUAACCUUGCUGGAAAACGGCAUGCCCAAAGUGGAUGGCCACUCGGACCUCAACGGCAAGACCGUCGUGGAUGUCGGUGGCUGGGUGCUUCCCUCAGACAAGAGCAAUGCCCCUACGGCAGAUGGCUUGGACUUCGUGACGAACAAGUGCUUAGACCAGAAGUACUCGAGCAACUACACAUUGGUUGUGGGUGAUGGCAACGACGCAGCAAUGACGAUGCUGCGUAACGGCGCAGCCGACGCCAUGUUCGUGUAUGCUGACCAAGCCAAGAACUACCAGUGUGAUGGAACCAUGGUUGCGGCAUGGAAUUGCACGCUGUGGCAAGGCUUCGGCACGGAGUAUGCCUACGUCCAGACAGGGCAGUUCGGCUACGUCGUCAAUGGCACGACCCUGGCGCUGUCCAAGAAGGGGACUGGAGUGCCGGAAGCGAUCAACUCCUGUUUGGCAGAAGUCAUGGCAACAGAAGCAUACUACAACGCUUGUGUGAAGUACGACUUGGUAGAUUCCUGCUACGUCAACAGCUUCUUCCCCAGCUCAGGGAUCGUAAUCCACGAGUACAACAAGGAGACCGACGAGCAUUCGGGCGACUGCUCCAGUGGUUAUUGCCCGUGCCCUGCGACUACAACUCCGACUUCAACUUCGCUUGCGCAGGGCUUCAGCAUCAAAGCGUUGAUGGGUGCCACACUCUCCUUUUUUGUUGCUCUGCUCCUGAAGUACAUCCCGGCGAGUCUGCUUCCCAUCGUGAACCGCAUCGCCGAGAGCCUGCCAAAUCGGUACGUUGUGGCGGUGGACUACCAGCGCGGUGGCAAGACGGCCUUCACACAACCAGAGUUGGCAAUGCCUUCGGGAGACUUUGCUGCAGAAAGAGGUCACCGAAGCCACUGUUCCCGUGCAAUGGCGCAGAAGCUCGGAUUGUUGCUUGCGUUGCAGGUGCUGACCGCCUCGGCUGCUGUGACGUCCUACACGUUCGGACAGGAUAUCGACUACCCACCCUAUGCUUCCAAGAACGCGACAAGCGGUGAGCUGACGGGAUUCGCCGUGGAGUUGGUGAAGGCAAUGAACGCUCAUUGCUCAGCUACUUUGAACAUUACCGUCGUGGAGACCCGGUGGUCCGACUGCUGGUCUUCGGCCGGAGGAGGCAGUCUCGGAGCUUUGCUGGACAACGGCACCCUGGAUGCCUGCAUGACCUACACGCACACGCAGGGGAUUCGCAACGACUUCGCGGACUUCUCUAUUGGCAUCCUGGAUGUGAACAAGGCAGCUGGCCUCUUAACCUUGCUGGAAAACGGCAUGCCCAAAGUGGAUGGCCACUCGGACCUCAACGGCAAGACCGUCGUGGAUGUCGGUGGCUGGGUGCUUCCCUCAGACAAGAGCAAUGCCCCUACGGCAGAUGGCUUGGACUUCGUGACGAACAAGUGCUUAGACCAGAAGUACUCGAGCAACUACACAUUGGUUGUGGGUGAUGGCAACGACGCAGCAAUGACGAUGCUGCGUAACGGCGCAGCCGACGCCAUGUUCGUGUAUGCUGACCAAGCCAAGAACUACCAGUGUGAUGGAACCAUGGUUGCGGCAUGGAAUUGCACGCUGUGGCAAGGCUUCGGCACGGAGUAUGCCUACGUCCAGACAGGGCAGUUCGGCUACGUCGUCAAUGGCACGACCCUGGCGCUGUCCAAGAAGGGGACUGGAGUGCCGGAAGCGAUCAACUCCUGUUUGGCAGAAGUCAUGGCAACAGAAGCAUACUACAACGCUUGUGUGAAGUACGACUUGGUAGAUUCCUGCUACGUCAACAGCUUCUUCCCCAGCUCAGGGAUCGUAAUCCACGAGUACAACAAGGAGACCGACGAGCAUUCGGGCGACUGCUCCAGUGGUUAUUGCCCGUGCCCUGCGACUACAACUCCGACUUCAACUUCGCUUGCGCAGGGCUUCAGCAUCAAAGCGUUGAUGGGUCACCGAAGCCACUGUUCCCGUGCAAUGGCGCAGAAGCUCACAUUGCUGCUCGCGUUGCAGGUGCUGACCGCCUCGGCUGCUGUGACGUCCUACACGUUCGGACAGGAUAUCGACUACCCACCCUAUGCUUCCAAGAACGCGACAAGCGGUGAGCUGACGGGAUUCGCCGUGGAGUUGGUGAAGGCAAUGAACGCUCAUUGCUCAGCUACUUUGAACAUUACCGUCGUGGAGACCCGGUGGUCCGACUGCUGGUCUUCGGCCGGAGGAGGCAGUCUCGGAGCUUUGCUGGACAACGGCACCCUGGAUGCUUGCAUGACCUACACGCACACGCAGGGGAUUCGCAACGACUUCGCGGACUUCUCUAUUGGCAUCCUGGAUGUGAACAAGGCAGCUGGCCUCUUAACCUUGCUGGAAAACGGCAUGCCCAAAGUGGAUGGCCACUCGGACCUCAACGGCAAGACCGUCGUGGAUGUCGGUGGCUGGGUGCUUCCCUCAGACAAGAGCAAUGCCCCUACGGCAGAUGGCUUGGACUUCGUGACGAACAAGUGCUUAGACCAGAAGUACUCGAGCAACUACACAUUGGUUGUGGGUGAUGGCAACGACGCAGCAAUGACGAUGCUGCGUAACGGCGCAGCCGACGCCAUGUUCGUGUAUGCUGACCAAGCCAAGAACUACCAGUGUGAUGGAACCAUGGUUGCGGCAUGGAAUUGCACGCUGUGGCAAGGCUUCGGCACGGAGUAUGCCUACGUCCAGACAGGGCAGUUCGGCUACGUCGUCAAUGGCACGACCCUGGCGCUGUCCAAGAAGGGGACUGGAGUGCCGGAAGCGAUCAACUCCUGUUUGGCAGAAGUCAUGGCAACAGAAGCAUACUACAACGCUUGUGUGAAGUACGACUUGGUAGAUUCCUGCUACGUCAACAGCUUCUUCCCCGGCUCAGGGAUCGUAAUCCACGAGUACAACAAGGAGACCGACGAGCAUUCGGGCGACUGCUCCAGUGGUUAUUGCCCGUGCCCUGCGACUACAACUCCGACUUCAACUUCGCUUGCGCAGGGCUUCAGCAUCAAAGCGUUGAUGGGUGCCACACUCUCCUUUUUUGUUGCUCUGCUCCUUGCCUGA
Molecule: messenger RNA, 3438 nt
Organism: Symbiodinium sp. CCMP2592
Lineage: Eukaryota; Dinophyceae; Suessiales; Symbiodiniaceae
Source: the annotation of a GenBank genome assembly